GAAGACCGCUUCCUGAGACAGGAGUUCGCCAUGAUUUCUUCACUAUGGAUGUUGGGGGCACUCUGCUGUGUGAUGUUGCUCCCGGGCCUGCUGGAGGCCAAAACGUUUUUAAACACCAUCAAGCAGGAAGAGAUGGUACCCGUCGGCGAUGUCGGCAUUGACUCAGAAAAAGCAAACGGCUUUCUGAGUCACUCCAGACUGAAGCGUAACGUGGACCCCAGGUGGUACAGAGGAAACCCGGACUUCCAGGCUUACUACCGCUACUACAGCAGCAUUGGACACACUGAGGGGCUCUAUGAGAUUGACAAGUUGCGGAUGCUCUACCAGCAGAUGAGGUACCUGGAGCACACCUAUGGCCCCGACGCGUCCUAUUAUCAGAACAAGCUGGGAGUGCCGAUGAUCCCGUGUGACCCAGCCACAGACAAGAAGUGCAAAAUCCCUCCUCCAUCUCCAAUGAAAGGGGUCCCAAAGCCCACAGAGCCCCCAGCAACCCCUCCUCCUCUCCCUCCUGCUCCAGUCAUUUCCCAGGCUGAUGUUAUCUACCUGUGCAACAGGAAAGACCCCCUUUGUAAGCCCCACAUCGUCUACCUGCCUAGCGGCUCCGUGCCUGUGCUCUGCGACCCCCGCAACCACCCCCACUGCACCCCCCAGAAAGCUCAAGCUCCAGUCGUCGUGCCCCAACCUCCUCCCCCUCCACCAAAGAAGUCUGCCCCGCCUCCGCCUCCACCAGUCCUUAUCAAGAAGUCUCUCCCGGCCCCCAUGCGCACCUUCAAGGGCAUGGAGUACGACUGUGACCCCUACUGGGACCCAGAUUGCCUGAUUGAUCACCCACCCAGGCCCAUGAAGGGGAAGGUCAUGGUGCCCCCGCCGCCUCCACCCCCACCUGUGGUGGAGGAAAAGAAAGAGGAGCAAGUGCAGCAGCCAGCUCCCCUUACUCCCAUGAAGAAGAAAGGAAGCAUCUACCCUUACUACUACCCUAGGCCCUACGACCCCAGGGAUGAUCUGUACGACCCCGCCCGCUUCCAAUACCCACAGCCCUCCGCUGCUGCAGACGAGCCUGCAGAGUCAGGCCACAGUCAGUAA
Cyclopterus lumpus (lumpfish) is the source of this 1083-nucleotide messenger RNA. RefSeq names its product leucine-rich repeat extensin-like protein 3. The coding region runs from base 31 to 1083 and encodes 350 amino acids. The record is from RefSeq and is a predicted model, not a curated record. The transcript has 5 exons. NCBI's taxonomy places the organism in Eukaryota, Metazoa, Chordata, Actinopteri, Perciformes, Cyclopteridae.